Cydia amplana is the source of this 783-nucleotide messenger RNA. RefSeq lists its product as uncharacterized. The record is from RefSeq and is a predicted model, not a curated record. NCBI's taxonomy places the organism in Eukaryota, Metazoa, Arthropoda, Insecta, Lepidoptera, Tortricidae. The transcript is spliced from 6 exons. Bases 1 to 759 code for a protein of 252 amino acids.
AUGUUGGUUAGGGGAUAUUUUCUACCUACAGGACUGUUGUGUCUCCGAGUGCUAGGUAUAACCGUCCCACCUCUAAAACAGCGCGGCGAGUCUGCCUCAUUAACAUGUGAUUACGAUUUGGAGGGCGGCAAACUCUACUCCGUGAAGUGGUACCGGGACACAGAAGAGUUCUACCGGUAUAUGCCGCGGCUCCGCCCGCCGCAGCACGCUCACAGGCUAGAUGGAGUGAAAGUUGACUUGGACAAAUCCAGCGCGCGGCGAGUGCACCUCCGAGACCUCACCCUCCGCUCCCGAGGCCUGUACCGCUGCGAGGUAUCCGAGGAAGCGCCCUCCUUCUACUCCGCUCAGGCUGAGGGCUACAUGGAAGUCUAUUACUUUCCCCGCGAAAGUCCAUAUAUAACAGGCCACGAGCGUCCGUACCGUCUCAACGAGCCCCUGGACGUGAAUUGUUCCUCAGCCAAAGCGUUCCCGGCACCCGACUUGCAAUGGCUCAUCGAUGGACAGAAGGUAACGGAGCGCUCCUGGUUAAUCGCGUAUGGGGCCAAACCUGCCCCGCAAGGGCUGCUGGUAUCCACCCUCGGGUUGACGGCGCCGGCGAAACCGAAUAUGAAGCUCCGAUGUAUCGCCGUCAUAGGCACGCAUAGAAGGGAGAGGAGCAUUAUCAUAGAAACCAACUCUUCUAUCAGUCUCCAACACUACGGUUUUGUGGUCAUCACAACACUCGCUGUAUUUGGCAUUAUUUUCCCAAAAGUGUCAUGAUGCUGUAAAUAUUUGAAUACCUAC